AUGAAGCUCGAUGUUGCACCUUCGCUCUUUGCCCCUCUCAAGACAAUCCGUCUUCACGAUCUCUGCAGAGGCUCCCCCGAAGAAAAAGAGAAGCUCUAUGCUGCUGCCACAGAGGACGGCAUCUUCUAUCUAGAUUUCAGCGAGGACCAGAAUGAAUUUGACCUUGCCAAUUUGACUGAGGAUAUCUAUAGCUUGAGCCGGUCUUUGUUCAAUCUCGACUUGGAGGAGAAGUUGCGAUAUGAUGUUGACAAGAUCGGAGAGUUGAAGCUCAACGGAUACAAGCCCAUCAGGCGUAACAUCGGGGGUAUCAAGGGCGAGCGUGAUGGAUUUGAGAGCUAUGCUAUCCCCCGAAACGGAAUCCUAGCAUCCAACCCAUUCCCCCACCCCCCAGUCCUAGACACCAACAUGCCUCUCCUCCGCCACUUCACCAUCACUUGCCUCGAAAUCGCGCAGUACAUCUUCGGCUCCCUAUCCGACUCCCUCGAUCUCCCCGACUUGCACUCCUUCGACACAUUCCACAGACCCGACGCCCCAGCCCCGGAUAUCCUCCGUCUACUCAAAUACGCCCCCUCCAGCGAAGGAGACUCGGAGUUCCGCGUCCCCCAGACACCGCACACCGAUCUGGGUUCUCUGACCAUGCUCUUCGCCGAUUCCCCGGGCCUACAAAUCAAGCCAGAUGGAUGCGACGACUGGCUAUACAUCAUGCCCAAGCAGAACCACGCUGUGGUUAAUCUCGGAGACGCGAUGAGUCUCUGGACCGGUGGACUGUUCCGCAGUGUCUUGCACCGGGUGGCUUCGCUGCCUGGAAAGGGUAUGAAUGAGCGGUAUAGUUUUGCUUUCUUGAUGCGCCCGGAGAACCAGGCGCCGAUGGUCCCCUUGCUUGGAUCGUCGGGUUUGCCGGUGGCUGGGGAAGAGGGUGUUUUGACGAGUGAGAAUUGGAUUAAGGCUAAGUUUGGGAUUUUGAGGGGUGAGACGGCGAAUGAUCGGAUUCUUACUGGGCGGAGGGAUGCUAAUAUCUGA
Messenger RNA from Aspergillus glaucus CBS 516.65, 1020 nucleotides. Its product is annotated as putative oxidoreductase, 2OG-Fe(II) oxygenase family. The record is from RefSeq and is a predicted model, not a curated record. Gene Ontology annotation, molecular function: dioxygenase activity. The transcript is spliced from 3 exons. Lineage: Eukaryota; Fungi; Ascomycota; Eurotiomycetes; Eurotiales; Aspergillaceae. Bases 1 to 1020 code for a protein of 339 amino acids.